GCGUGCUGGUGCAGACGCAGCGCAGUGGGCGUAGAAGCGAUCGUUUCUCCGAGUUCAUACAUGACUUCCCGAUUAUCCGCACCCAAGUUGGGCUACUUCAAUUUGUGAUCUCUUCCGCCGCGUUGAGCCGAAAAAAUAUGACGGAAAGCUCUGCCAACAAGCUACUCAACGGAGAUGCUUGUCGUCGGACUUCGAGUGGUCAGAAAGCCAGCAAAAAUGGCUUCGUGAAGAACCACUGCCUGUUUCAACAGCAGCAGAAGUAUCGUCGCCCCGGGGAGAAGAACCAACAUGGCACACACAACUCGAGCCUGUACAAGAGGCCCUUUGUGGAAUCGUUCGAGCAGACUCCUCUACUGGUGGCCGUGCUUACCUACGUGGGCUACGGCAUCCUCACCAUCUUUGGCUACCUCCGUGAUUUUCUCCGCCACUGGAACAUCGGGAAAUGCACCAUGGCCCGAGAGCGAGAAGAGCAAAAGGACUUUGUCCCACUCUAUCAAGACUUUGAGAACUUUUACACCAGGAACUUGUACAUGAGGAUACGAGAUAACUGGAACCGACCCGUCUGUGGUGUUCCCGGGGCAAAGAUGGACCUGUUGGAGCGAGUUUCCCCUGAUUACAACUGGACUUUCCAGCACACUGGCAAAGUGGUGGAAGGCGUCAUCAACAUGGGCUCGUACAAUUAUCUGGGCUUCGCCCAGAACAAGGGGGCUUGCGCUGACGCUGCCUUGGAAGUCACGCAAAAAUACGGCGUGGGAGUUGGCAGCACUCGCUGUGAAUUAGGGAACCUUGACAUCCACGAGGAGCUGGAGCAGUUGGUGGCCAGAUUCCUUGGCGUUGAAUCAGCUAUGACGUUCGGUAUGGGCUUCGCUACAAAUUCCAUGAACAUUCCUGCGCUUACCGGGAAGGGUUGUCUGUCUUAAGUGACGAGCUUCAAUCACGCAUCACUAGUGCUAGGCGCCCGUCUUUCCGGCUCAACCAUUCGGGUACUUCAACACAACAACAUGCAAAGCCUUGAAAAACUCUUGCGAGACGCCAUUGUGCACGGACAGCCAAGGACCCAUCGGCCCUGGAGAAAAAUUCUCAUUUUGGUGGAGGGCAUUUACAGUAUGGAGGGUUCCAUUGUGCGUCUGCCAGAGGUCAUCGCCCUGAAGAAGCGCUACAAGGCCUACGUGUACCUGGAUGAGGCCCAUAGUAUCGGGGCUUUGGGUCCUAAUGGCAAGGGAGUGGUAGACUACUUUGGUCUCAACCCCACAGAUGUGGACGUCAUGAUGGGAACGUUCACGAAAAGCUUUGGCAGCGCCGGGGGUUACAUCGGAGGCAAAAAGGAGCUGAUCGAUUACCUGCGACAGCACUCUCACAGCGCCCUGUACGCCACCUCCAUGCCUCCACCCGUAGCCCAGCAAAUCAUCACCUCAAUGAAAAUCAUCAUGGGAGAAGAUGGGACCACACUGGGUGCCGACCGCCUCCGCCAGCUGUCCGAGAACGUGAUCUACUUCCGCAGGAAACUUUAUGAGAUGGGUGUCAUCAUCUAUGGCAACAGCGACUCACCCGUCGUACCCGUGAUGCUCUACAUGCCCGCCAAAUUGGGUCAGGCGUUCGGGCGAGAGAUGUUAAAGCGAAACAUCGGCACAGUGGGCGUCGGCUUUCCAGCGACCCCCAUCAUCGAAUCGCGAGCGCGUUUCUGCAUUUCGGCCUCGCACACCAAGGAAAUGCUCGACACGGUAUUGGAGGCCGUGAAUGAAGUGGGCGACCUGCUGCAGCUGAAGUACUCCAGACGUGGAGAGUCUCCUCCUCCUAUCAGGUGGACAUCUGAGGAAAGUCAGCUUCAGGACUGAGCCGCGAAAAAACGUUUCUGAUCCUAAAUCCAUCCCUAAAUAUGUAUAAUUGUGUACAUAAACAUACACAAAUCUGAUAAAGCUCUCUUCUAGUUUUGCUUAUGCACCACUUUUUCAUACCUCUUCUCGCCACACUUGAAACCUCAAUUGGUUCGCCAUAGCUUAUUACAGUAGAUAUAAAAAGUCUGUACACCCCUGGUCGAAUGCUAGAUUUUGUGAUAUAGAAAAAUGACACCAAGAUAAAUCAUUUCAAAAACUGCAAUGUAAAAAGCCUGAUGGUUUUGUGCAUUUUCCCCCAGAUAUUUUUGGGGAAUUUAAACAGGAACUACUCUAAUGUUGUCAUCAGCCUCUUAGCUUUGUUGCGGUUCAUCCGAGGUGUUUUAAAUAGAGGCUGGUGCAUGCUGCCUUCUGUUUUAAAAUUGAUUAAUUCUGAACAUCGCCACAUAUCCAGUUAUAUGCGGGUGUGUACACUUAUGCAACCUGUGGAACCGGUGGCAAAACAGUUUUGAAAUGAGUUCGAUUUAUUAUAUAUAAUAUCACAAAGGCCUAGCAUUUAAAUAGGGGUGUGUAUAUAUUUUUUUAUAUCCACUCUACCUUCACAGUCCUGCAACUUUUUUGAAUCUGUCAACUCGUGAAAAGAAGACCAACUUUUUAUACAUGACUUUCUGUGUCUGUAUUGAAAGUUGAUACUCCUUUCACUCGUGACAUGAUGUGUUUAUUCCCUUGAGCACAUAGAAUGUGUACGUUAUUUGUGCAAUAGUAACCACAAUGGAUUUCUUUUAGUUUUGAAGAUGCCAUUCGACAUUACUUGUGCACUUAAAAAAAAAAAAAAAAAAAGUCUUAAUUGUGAUGGUAGCAGUUGCUAUGAUGGACAAAAAAAAAAGUGAUGUAUGUAAAUAAUUUUUUCACAGUCAGUAAUGCUGCUAAGGUAGCAUCCCAAAUCUCUUACAUGAGUUUUAACUCAAGAUAAAAAAUCACUUGAACUUAAACAGAAUUUUUUUUUUCCUUGACCAAAGCAAACAUAUAUACAUAAAUAUAUUUUCUACCUUUCUCUUCAAAUGUAAAGCAAAUGUUCCAAAAGAAAACAACUCGAAGGGGGAAAAAGAUCCCGCUAAGAAAAAAAAACUUCAGAAUAUUUUUUUACUGCUUUUUUUUCUAGCUCUAUUUUGCAGUCUUAUUUACUGUUUACACCAGAUCUUGUAAACGCGAGUCCGUCGUCCUUUUCGUUUCUCUCGGUCUUUGUUGUGCUUUAAAUUCGGCACAGUCACAUUGUACAUUUGAACUGUAUGUAUGACGAUACUGCCCUCACACUUAUCUGAUAUACAGCUUUAUUUAUUUUUAAAAAAUUGUUUUGUCUUUCAGCUGGUUUUUUUUGUGAGAUAUAAUUGAAAGGCAGCUUUGCGUUUUUGUGUGCAUAUUUUAAAUAAUUGUUUAAAAAAAUUUUACUUCAGUGCUCACACUACUGACAGGCAUUGUAAAUGCACAGAUGAUGUAGUCACUGAAAUAUGCAGGAGUUCUGCUUCAUGUGUUUUUUUUGUAUCCCUCUCAUAACUGAUUUUUUUUUUUUUUAAGAAUGGCAUUCUAAUUGGUUCCGCUUUCUUUUGUUACGUCACACUGUAUGCACGGGGGUCAUCCCUAAACAUUCUGCUUCUGUUUUUUGUUUUACACAGUCCGAUUUAUUAAUGGGAAUUGGAGUCCAGUAAAGCCAGUGUGAUCAUCACAUCAUUUAAACCUGUUUUUCUAUCACAGCGAUGCAACCAAUUGUUUACUACAACUGGAAAUCUCAUCAAUUUGUCACAAAAAAUGGUAUGGAUAACCACUCAAGUGAUAUAUUUCCAUCAGCUUUGGUGUGACUUGCUGCAAUUGUGAAAUGUGCUGCAACGUUGGCAGAAUGUUUAUGGAGGAGAAAAUGAAUUUGCAAACAGCAACAUGUCUGUUCCUUAGAAUCAGGUUUCCCUCAAACCCUCUCCAGUAUGUUUGACAGCACAUGUGAACUGACCCAUAGAGAUUAAUGAGAUUUUUCAUAUCUGUUACUGAAAUUGUAUUUGAUUUUGAAAACCAUUCUGAGCAGAUUGUGAAGACAUGAUGUUUGUUGAUCAUGCUGUUCUAAACAAAUUAAAUCAGUUCUUUGUGUCAAC
Messenger RNA from Syngnathus acus (greater pipefish), 3973 nucleotides. RefSeq names its product serine palmitoyltransferase, long chain base subunit 2b (gene sptlc2b). Gene Ontology annotation, molecular function: serine C-palmitoyltransferase activity; pyridoxal phosphate binding. Gene Ontology annotation, biological process: sphingosine biosynthetic process; ceramide biosynthetic process. Gene Ontology annotation, cellular component: serine palmitoyltransferase complex. The record is from RefSeq and is a predicted model, not a curated record. NCBI's taxonomy places the organism in Eukaryota, Metazoa, Chordata, Actinopteri, Syngnathiformes, Syngnathidae.